This is a messenger RNA of Aplysia californica (California sea hare), 1020 nucleotides long. RefSeq lists its product as uncharacterized. Gene Ontology annotation, molecular function: nucleic acid binding. Gene Ontology annotation, biological process: DNA integration. The coding region runs from base 1 to 1020 and encodes 339 amino acids. The transcript has a single exon. NCBI's taxonomy places the organism in Eukaryota, Metazoa, Mollusca, Gastropoda, Aplysiida, Aplysiidae. The record is from RefSeq and is a predicted model, not a curated record.
AUGCUAGUGGCUGAUGCUCUCAGCAGAGCACCACUAGCAGACGAAGACAGAGCGUCACAUCGAGACGUGCACACACACGUAAGAGAGGUAGAAGCGUCGUGGCCAGUCAGAGACACAACACUUGAAAAGCUCAAACAGGCAACGAAAGAAGACGUCGAACUGAACUGUGCCAUGAGCUACACACUGAAUGGAUGGCCUGCAUACAAAGAAAACGUUCAACUAGCUGCCAGAAACUUGUACGAUAUCAGAAGCGAGCUGAGUGUGCAAGAUGGGCUACUGUUGAGAGGGAAAAGAAUAGUCGUCCCAUUAGAGAUGAGAAAAGAGGUUCUUCAGAAGAUUCACCAUGGUCAUAUGGGAAUAGCUAAAUGCCGAGAGAGGGCAGCGCAGUCAGUGUGGUACCCACAGAUUGGGAAAGACAUAAAGGAAAGAGUGGCAAAUUGUCGACAGUGCUUGGAAGAGAGAGCAUCCCACCCCAAAGAGCCUCUGCUUCCAACGCCACUUCCCAAUAGGCCAUUUGAGAAGGUAGCACUUGACCUGUUUGAACUGAAAGGUCGGUCGUUCGUUGUGGUCAUCGACUACUAUUCAUGUUAUCCAGACAUUGGGUACUUGCCCAACCAGAAAGCCUCAACUUUGGUCACAAAACUGAAAAUCAUCUUUGCGAGACAUGGCAUCCCAGAGACAGUAGUCAGUGACAGUCAGACCAAUCUUACGUCACACGAAUUUCAACGAUUUGCCCAAGACUGGGGUUUCCAGCAUAUUACCAGUUCCCCACACUUUCCAUCUGGGAACGGAGCGGCAGAGUGCAGAGUCAAACUGUCCAAGCGCCUGUUAAGGCAAGAAGACUACGCUCUGGCAUUGUUGAUGCACAGAGCUACACCAAUACCAGGACUGGGGGCUAGCCCGGCAGAGCUAGCGAUGGGGAGGAAAAUGAAGACGACACUCCCAACACUUCCCACAGUCUUACAGCCUCGCACAGUCAACACGCAUCUGCUGCGCGAAAAGGACAGAGUCUACAAGUAG